AUGUUUCGUCCCCGCCUCGUACGAUUUUGGCGACAGCCCGGGCCUCUCUGUCGAUCUCACGGGCGACUCACCUCCACCCAAGGCAAGUCUGCCUUGUCGCGCAUUGACCGCGUCACGGCCCGUCUACCGCGUCCGUUGCAAAAGUACACAACGGGCCUCCGCAACGCGCCCGUCUCCCAUGUGGUUUCCUUCCUCAUCCUCCAUGAACUCACAGCCAUACUGCCGCUCUUUGCCCUCUUUGGCGUUUUUCACUACACCAAUUGGGUGCCCGUCACGUGGAUGACGGAGCAUUUUGGGGGCUACGUGCAAAGUGGCAUUGGUCGCUUCGAGAGAUACUUUGCGCGGAAGGGGUGGUUUGGUUUCAGUCGCGAGGAUCUCGAAGGCGCGUCAGGCCAGAGAGGCAAGGAGAGCCAGACACAGGAAGCGAUGGACCGGUACGAAAGCGGCGAGCUCAAGUACAAGAUCCUCGUGGAGAUUGCUCUUGCGUACGCUAUCACCAAGGCUCUCCUGCCCAUACGCAUCAUCGCGAGCGCCUCCGCCACGCCUUGGUUCGCCAGAAUACUUGUCAAGUCACGGGCACUCAUCUCACGCAAGCCUUAA
Messenger RNA from Emericellopsis cladophorae, 600 nucleotides. RefSeq names its product mitochondrial seryl-tRNA synthetase. The coding region runs from base 1 to 600 and encodes 199 amino acids. Gene Ontology annotation, cellular component: mitochondrion. The transcript has a single exon. Lineage: Eukaryota; Fungi; Ascomycota; Sordariomycetes; Hypocreales; Bionectriaceae. The record is from RefSeq and is a predicted model, not a curated record.